This is a messenger RNA of Oncorhynchus tshawytscha (Chinook salmon), 1325 nucleotides long. RefSeq names its product pro-thyrotropin-releasing hormone-A. The transcript is spliced from 4 exons. Gene Ontology annotation, molecular function: thyrotropin-releasing hormone activity. The record is from RefSeq and is a predicted model, not a curated record. Gene Ontology annotation, cellular component: extracellular region. Bases 130 to 906 code for a protein of 258 amino acids. Gene Ontology annotation, biological process: hormone-mediated signaling pathway. Lineage: Eukaryota; Metazoa; Chordata; Actinopteri; Salmoniformes; Salmonidae.
CUUGGCCUCAAUCGGUCUCCAAGCGCUGCAAGAGGCAAAGAACAACCUUUCUAGUUGGUUUGCUGCAAUUAGGUUAUUGAAGGUGCUGUGAGUGACACUAGCCAGAAAACAAAUCUAAGCCAAGUUACCAUGAAGUCCGCCUGCCUGAUCAUUCUGGCAUCUCUAGUGGUCUGCAACCUGACGUUGGCUCGAGGACAGGGCAUCCCCGCUGAGGAGGAGACGGGGGACCGGCAGACUAUUGACGAUAUCAUCCUACAGAGAGCCGAGAGCCUCCUGCUCCGCUCCAUUCUCAAAAAUAUAGAGGAUGAGGAUGGCGCGAACGAAGGGUUGACCUCUCAGCCAGAGUGGCUGGUGAAGCGGCAGCAUCCCGGUAAGAGGUACCAGGAGGAGCUGGAAAAAAGGCAACACCCUGGGAAGCGAGAGGAGGACGAGGACGAAGACUAUGGCGAGGUUCAGAAAAGACAGCACCCGGGAAAACGCGAAGACGAAUUUGACUCUUUUGUGGACCUCCAGAGAAGACAGCAUCCAGGCAAGCGCUUAAUACUGGAGCAGAUUACAGAGAACCCCGCAUUUCUAAGUGAACUCUCCAAACGUCAGCACCCGGGCAAGCGCUACGUGAUGUACUACAGUAAGCGCCAGCAUCCCGGCAGGCGAGAGGUGGACGACGAGUCAGACGCAGGGGACCUCAAGGAGUUGGAGAAGCGCCAACACCCCGGCAAACGCUACUUGGAUAACACGAGCCCGGAUUUGGACGCCAACAGUCCCUGUGACGUGCUGGACCCUGGCUGCAGUAAGGCCAACCUGUUGCUCCAGCUAUUAGACAACGUGAACAAGAGUCGCGCGGAGAAGAGACAGCACCCAGGCAAAAGGUCCGCACCUGUCGAGGAUUUGACCGAACAGGAGUAACUAGCGGGGCUGAUGAAGCCCACGUGGGGAAGAAAUAAAGACUAAAGCGACGGGAUUAGCUAUUGGCUCUGCAGUCUGUCUGUAUCCAGCUGAGGACGCAGUCUCGGAAUCUGCUCUUUUUCUGUCUGACCUUGAAUUGAAUAGGCUAAGUGUAAUUUUCAGAGUUAUAUCAAGUAAAUGUGUUAUAUACGACAAAUUGACCUGUAGUUUGUUUUAUGAUUUAGGCCUAAUGCGUUUGUGGUCAAAUAUGUGGAUAUACCCCUACAAAAUAAUUUUGUGCGUCUCUUGAUUACUUUUCUACUUGAAUAUUCUUGCAUGGUAUAACUGAUUCAUUGAUGUGCAUUUUGUUACUUUUGCCUUAAAGCAUAUUAUGAUUCUACAACUCUAUACAAUAAAACGCAUUGGUACAGAUGACUGAG